Molecule: messenger RNA, 1632 nt
Organism: Podarcis muralis (Common wall lizard)
Lineage: Eukaryota; Metazoa; Chordata; Lepidosauria; Squamata; Lacertidae
Product: DGAT1/2-independent enzyme synthesizing storage lipids-like
Cellular component (GO): membrane
Molecular function (GO): acyltransferase activity
Source: RefSeq, a predicted model, not a curated record
GCUGCACUUUUAGGAGGCGGGGAACCAUUUCUGCUGACUCAAAGAGAAGUGACCCUUUCUCACUUUCCUUAAUACUUCAGCAGUGGACUGAAACCAGCUUGCUUUACAAGAAAUAAAUGAAGUCAUGCACUUGUCAUUUUGUAUCUACUUGUAUCUACUUGGCAAGUUACAGUGGGGAAAACUAGGAAAAUAUUAAAUAGCAGGAGAUUUCAUGUAAUCAUGAACGCUUCUGGAAUGGCAGUUCAAACUAAUAUACUGCAUUUUCUGUUUUCCAGGUAAACAGCGGGGGGAAAUACCAUCAAAACCAAAGAAGGUUUAACUGGAUUUGUUUCCUUCCUUGGCAUACACGUGGGGCUUCAUAUCAGGAAACCAUGAGCUGCUUUACUCAAAUGCUGGGAAACUGGAUUAGUUUUCCUUCCAUGGAAGAAUACCUGAGCUCAAGGACUUACUCUUGGUGGUUGCGUAUGCUUCUGAUUUUGCCUUGCUCAAUCAUUAUAAUGACAUAUUUGUUUAUCUGUGCAAUCUCAUUUUUGCUAUAUGUCUACAAGAAUAGGAAUAACCAGCAAGAAACUGAUUUUGAUACCAAAUGUUGGAAAAAGCCAAAGCAAAUUACGGCUCAAGUUUUAGAUAUGUUUGGAAAGAUAUGGCAUGGUUAUGAAGUUUUUGGCAUGGAACAUCUCCCUAAAGGACCAGUGCUUAUUAUCUUUUAUCACCCAGUUUGUACUAUUGACUAUUUCUUCCUUGUCGCUAGACUUUUCAAGGAGACAGGGAGAGAGUGCUUUACAAUAAUUGAUCAUGCCAUAUAUCGGUUUCCAGGGUGGAAGACGGCUUUAGAUGCGGCCGGGUUGAAAGAUUUUAAUAAAGCUGAAUGUGUGGAAAUUUUGAAGAAAGGCCAUUCACUGGGCAUUGCCCCUGGCGGAGGUAGAGAAGGAAACUUCGGUACUGACUACAACAUAAUGUGGGGUAACCGCACAGGUUUCGCUCGGAUAGCUUUGGAGGCAAAAGUGCCCAUCAUCCCUAUAUUUACACAAAACAUUUGUGAAGCAUACAGGAACAUUGGAAAGUCAAGGUUGACAAGAUGGUUAUAUGAGAAAACACGGCUUCUCUACCUUCCCGUAUAUGGGCCAUUUCCAGUGAAACUGAGGACAUAUAUUGGAGAACCCAUCCCAUAUGAUCCAAAUAUAACAGCUGCAGAGCUGGCUGAAAAAACAAAGACUGCAAUUGAAAAUCUUCGGGAUAAACACCAAAAAAGGCCAGGAAAUAUAUUAAGAGCUCUUUCAGAACGAUUUGAUAAGCAUUACAAAGCUGACUAGUCCAUAUAAAGCAGUUGUAAUGUUUAUGAUCAUGCAUCUGUAAUAGAAAACUGUCAUUAUUAUGUAAUUAAAGAUAAGUUAAGAUACACAGAAUUGUGCUGGAUUGUAUAUUAAUUAUUGUGAAGGGUCAUUAGCUCAUUAGCUCAGCCCUUGGUGUACAUGCUGAAGAGCCUAAGUGCCUUCUUGUCCUAUCCUGCAAAACUCCCAGAAUCCCCCUUUUGGAGUCUUACACUGGUAGCACCAGAAUCAAAGAGUGUAACGGGAAGGUGAGUGUUUAAUUGAACCUUGAAAUAAUGCUAUAUCUGAAAGAGUAAUGUCU